AUGGAAGGAAUCGAAGAUCAAUGGCAGAGCCUGACGACAAAAGAGCCUCGCCUUUGGUGGUACGACGGCACUUUGUUCCGGCUAGCUUCUGCUCAGAGGUGGAAGGAUAUUGACGGAUCGCAAGAAGUGAAACUCGAAUGUGGAGUAACUCGCUAUCGAAGCUUCUUGGGCACCAACAUGUCACCUAACUGGGCAAAAAUUCCGGAAGUGCACAUGUCGGAUCCUUUGAGUUGUUUUGUGUUGGUACAUUCCUCCGACGACCAGGUCAUGUUUGUACAGCGCAAGGAUCCAAUUCUUGGUUCCAGGCAAAAACCUUGCUGCCAUGGCAUUGUCUUGUUUGCGACUGCUGCUCUGCCUCUUGUUCACUUUGCCAUGUCCAAGAAGCACUUCUUGUGCAUCUUGUCUCUCUACUCCAUCUUUGCUGAAAUGAAUUCUAACUCAGGAAGUGAAAAGUGGAAACCGUCGAUGAGAAAUGGAGUUGAAAGCCCACGACCGUAUUCGAAAGUGAUCACCGAACUCUUUUCUUGCCCCUUAAGAGAGGCGAAUGGGGAUCUUGGACUCAAGUCAAACGACUUCUUUGAGCUUCCCCUGAUGCUGGGCAUAGCCAAAAGCUCAAGAAAUCGCACGAUCGCUGCUGUUUUCUAUCUAGCGACGCAUUUAACAGCUGAAGAGAUCAAAGAGAAACACAGUCAGUCAGCACUGCCUCACUCCUGCAGGUGCAUCUCCAUCUCCGACAAGGAUGCGCUGCCAACCCUCGACCUGGACUUGCAGCCUUGUUGCAGAGCUGCUCUGUAUCUGUUUGCUCAAUAUUUGAGGACCCAUCGAGGAGCUCACGUGCGAAAUGGGGGGGGCAUAACGGAUCUGAAGCAAGACGGAGAGGAGAUGACAAGCUUUCCGAGCAAAGGAACAUACCUCCGCGAAGCCGAAGGAAGAGGGCGAAGCAUGCAGAAGAAUCAAUUUGCUGUUUUUAGCAACAAGAGUGAAGACCCGGGAGAAGCAGUAGUCGAGGAGGGCAGCCUGAGUGUCGCAGAUGUCAGAUCUCUUUCUCCGAGACAUCUCGAUGCAGUGAAGUACAGCAACUUGCAGUACAAAUACGGGUUUCAAGACGAUUCCGAGAUAGAAAAAGUUUUUCAAGAGAAGAAGGGAAAAUGGCAACGAAGCCCUUACGACGAUGACGAUGACGAUGACGAUUAUGCUUUCCUGCCUCGGCAAUCAUCGAUGAUGGCUCAAGAGUUCAAAGGUAAUUUCAAUCGUUCUGAGCUCGUGGAGGCCCUCUACUGGUGGUUGUCUGUCUAUCAGGAUCCUGUCGUGAUCGAACGAGCUCUAGUCCAGCUGAAGCUUCAUUCGCUCGUCAGCCAAGGAGAGCAGCUCUCCACUGAGCAGAUGGUAGCUGUGUUAGAGCGACAGAGAGAGCGCCAGUUGCUCACCGAGAUGCGCCUGAAACGAAGAUUGAAAAACAAACAGAAAGAACUCGAGCGUAAGGAACAGCAAAAAAUCGACAAGAAGGAGAGAGAUCGCCGCCGUCGACAGUAA
This is a messenger RNA of Guillardia theta CCMP2712, 1533 nucleotides long. RefSeq lists its product as hypothetical. NCBI's taxonomy places the organism in Eukaryota, Cryptophyceae, Pyrenomonadales, Geminigeraceae. The coding region runs from base 1 to 1533 and encodes 510 amino acids. The record is from RefSeq and is a predicted model, not a curated record. The transcript is spliced from 17 exons. Gene Ontology annotation, molecular function: GDP-mannose hydrolase activity.